Molecule: messenger RNA, 711 nt
Organism: Physeter macrocephalus (sperm whale)
Lineage: Eukaryota; Metazoa; Chordata; Mammalia; Artiodactyla; Physeteridae
Product: 39S ribosomal protein L37, mitochondrial-like
Exons: 1
Cellular component (GO): mitochondrion
Source: RefSeq, a predicted model, not a curated record
AUGGCGCUGGCGUCAGGGCCAGCAAGGCUGUAGCUUGCUUGCCCCGGGAGGCUCGGUCUUGGGAGCUGCGGGGCCCCAAGACGUGGGGCGUAAGAGUGGGGCAUGCGCUCCACGCGGAAGCCCGAGCCUCCUCUCCCGGACAGGGUGUACGAGAUUCCUGGACUGGAGCCCGUCACCUACACGGGGAAGAUGCACUUUCUGCCUGGUCUGGCGCGGCGAGUCUUCCCGCCCUGGGACCCCGGCUGGACGCACCCGAAGUUCCUCCGCUUGCCCCCGCUUCACGAGCACCCGCUGUACAAGGACCAGGCCUGCUAUAUCUUCCACCAGCGUUGCCACCGCCUCGAGGGUGUAAAGCAGGCCCUCUGGCUUACCAAGACCAAGUUAAUAGAAGGCCUUCCUGAGAAAGUGCUUAGCCUUGCUGACGAUCCAAGGAACCACAUAGAGAACAAGGAUGAACGUCUUCUGAAUGUGAUCUCUCAUGCUUGUCUCUGGCACUCUAAUGAAGACAUCCCCAAGAGAGAGACCUACUGCCCAGUCAUUGUGGACGGUCUGAUACAGCUGUGUAAAUCCCAGAUUCUCAAGCAUCCUUCUCUGGCCAGCCAGAUCUGUGCCCAAAACAACACGUUAUCCACCACCUGGAAUCAAGAGUCUACUCUUAUUCAGGUCCAUGGUUCCAGUGGAGCCCAACUGAAUGCCAAGGAUCCUCUGCCC